Gaeumannomyces tritici R3-111a-1 is the source of this 801-nucleotide messenger RNA. RefSeq lists its product as hypothetical. Bases 1 to 801 code for a protein of 266 amino acids. Lineage: Eukaryota; Fungi; Ascomycota; Sordariomycetes; Magnaporthales; Magnaporthaceae. The record is from RefSeq and is a predicted model, not a curated record. The transcript is spliced from 2 exons.
AUGUCGCCUUGGAUCGAGUCCAUCCCCCAUGAAGUACUGUCUCACAUCAGAAAUUCCAAUCACAGUAACGUCGCGGCCUGUCUGCUCCUAGCCAUAGCAGAGCAGUGUGUGCGGUCAGUCUUACGCGUCGUCAGGAGUCGGCUUGGACGACGUCACUCGCGCCGAGCUCACCCCAUUUGGCUGGAGCUGAACCCGAGCCAGAGCCGAGAUAGCGCAGCCAGUAUCCUCACCGAGUUCGUGCCGGAGAUAGCUGUAACCAAUCUCGGUGAUAACAAGCAAUUACGUGAGAGAGCUAGCCGUUCCAAGAACGCCAAGCUCCGAGGGCUGAGCAGUGAUGUUAUAUUCGCGCCGCUCGCCAUCGUCCUCGGCUCGGGCCUGGCCCAGUCAGCACCCCAGCCGCAGGCACGGUGCUACAACAACCAGAUCAUCCCGCCGUUCUCCCAACUGCCCUGGCUCGUCAUCGGGCCGGAUUGGCGCGCCGAAGACCCGGAGGCGGCACUGCGGAACGCCGUCAGUACUAGCUGCGGCACCGUCAACACUUGGAGAUGGAGCAGGAGCAGCGAGGAUCCAAACGGCUUCACUGUCGAGUUCGACCUAAGAGGCCAGUGGACGGCGGCGGCAGGAAGGGUUGCUUGCAGAGAGCCAUCGCCCUUGCCGGAAAGCUGCAUUAUAACAUCGUGUGCAUAUCAUGACGAGGACAUGGGCAUGGGUGGGGAUUGUCAGUGGAAGACACGCAAUGGGAAGCAAGAAAAGAUUGAUUGGCAUCCGUUACAUAAAGCUUGCUUUAGGAGAAGGACAUGA